AUUUGUUGAGUCAGAAAAGUAGUUUGGUGCUGAAGUGUCUUCUCCGCUGUCAUGGAGCCUGUGAGCAGGAAUCACCAUCUUGGAUCCGUGUGGCGCUGCGUCUUCCUGCUGAGCCUCCACCUGAAGUUCGGUCUGACGGGAGACUGCCCUGCAGAUGGACGCACCUGGGUGCCCCUUCAAGACAGAUGUUACCACUUUGUUCACGGAGACGAGGACAAAAUCAAAAGUUACACUUUUGAGAGAGCAAAAUCCCUCUGCCAAGGGUUCGAGCUUCUGACCAUACAGAGUGCGGAGGAAAAUGACUUUGUCAUUAAAUAUAGCCCAGAGGUGUGGAAAGGCAUUGUCAACGUGUGGCUGGGAAUGUAUUAUGACACAAAUAGUGAGGACAUGAGGUGGUUGGGCGAGGACCCCGUGGGAUUCACUAACUGGGAGGACAGCUCGUCUCCGUCAGACCUCGUGCCCCUGGACACGUGCGUGACCCUGCACAGCAACACGGGAAAGUGGGAAAAUGUCAGCUGCCUGGACGAGGCGGAGAACGGUGUGAUCUGUGAGAGCGUUCAGAAAGCAGAGAAGGUCAAGCAGAAAGCCAGCGUGCUGCUGACGGCCCUGGUCAUUCUCAGCGUAGUGGCUAUCAUGGGAGUCUCAGCGGUGAUUUGGUUCCUGCACCAGAAGCACAAUCUUGGCUCCACCCUCUUCACGGCAUUCGAGUACCACCCUCCGUUCCGAGUCCUGGAGACGGACCAGUCGUGCCUGGUGGAGGCUGAGGAGAACGACAGUGUGCCGUAGAACAACUCCCCCUUAUCACUGGGUGGGUGUUCAUGCAAAGAGAAUUCCACUUUUUCAGCAGUUCCUGAGGCUACAUCCAUACUCGUUUGUUUUAGUUGUAAAAAAGGACGAAAAAAUCUACGUCCAGCCUUGUGCUUUAGCUCCGAAUCAGUAUUAAUCUCCAUCCAUAUUAAAAGGCCUGAGAAUGAGAAACAGCAACAUGUUUUCUUGGACCGACCAUGAGGUGGAACAAGUCUUCACCUACAUCAGUUCAUGCAGUUUGUUUUUCCUAACCUCUUUCCGUUUCUGCCCGUCCAUGCUAAAACACAGCCCAGGAGUUUUCAAACUAAAAUGGAGCCAGUAGUGUUUUCAAACUUCUCCGUUUUAGGCACUUGAAAACACCAGAGGCAUGUGGUGCAUUAAUCAAACUAAAACGUUGCCGUGUGGAUGAAGCCUGAGACAGUUUUUUUUGGGGGGGGGGGGGGGGGG
This is a messenger RNA of Platichthys flesus (European flounder), 1254 nucleotides long. RefSeq names its product CD302 molecule (gene cd302). Bases 52 to 786 code for a protein of 244 amino acids. Gene Ontology annotation, molecular function: signaling receptor activity. The record is from RefSeq and is a predicted model, not a curated record. The transcript is spliced from 6 exons. NCBI's taxonomy places the organism in Eukaryota, Metazoa, Chordata, Actinopteri, Pleuronectiformes, Pleuronectidae.